Molecule: messenger RNA, 726 nt
Organism: Neolamprologus brichardi
Lineage: Eukaryota; Metazoa; Chordata; Actinopteri; Cichliformes; Cichlidae
Source: RefSeq, a predicted model, not a curated record
AUGUCGUCAGACGAGAAAAAGUAUGACCAGCUGAUGGAGGAGACAAAGGAGCUGACUAAAACUAUACAAGACCGGCGAGAUCUGAAGCAGCAGUUCAAACACCGCACUGACAAACUGACCCAGGAUCUGGAAGAUGACAAACGCUCCUACGGAGACCAGCUAGCCAAUGAAAAGAUCUCUCUGUUUCAUUUUCCAGUGGCAAGGAAGAUUCUGGAACUGAAGAAGCAUCAGGUGGAUCUGGGAGGAGAGUGCAGCAUCACAGUGGAGGCCAGGCCGGUUCAUCUGAUGCUGCCCAAGCUGGUGGAGAUCGACUCUGAGGUUUCUUCUCAGCGUAUUUUAGUCUCCAACCUGCCCAGAAUGGAGACCGACACUCUGCUGGACAAGCUGGAGAUCCAUUUCUCCAAAUCUAAAAAUGGAGGCGGUGAGGUGGCGGACUGUGAAUACCUGUCUGACUCUGAGACGGUGGUCCUCACGUUUGCGGAGAACAACAUUGCCAAACGUGUGGUACAAAAUGAGUUCCAUGACUUGAAUCUCCAAAAGAAGAAGCACACAGUGAGAGUGACGCCUUUCAUCAACGGGAAAAUUUCAAACCUGAAGUCCAAGAUGACGCAGUGUCCUCGGGCGGUAAUGCUGACAGGAAUACCCGACAUCAUGGAGCGGGAAACUCUGCAGGACCUGCUAGAAAUCCACUUCCAGAAAAACACCAACGGCGGGGGAGAAAUCGAA